Molecule: messenger RNA, 1554 nt
Organism: Equus caballus (horse)
Lineage: Eukaryota; Metazoa; Chordata; Mammalia; Perissodactyla; Equidae
Gene: ORAI1
Product: ORAI calcium release-activated calcium modulator 1
Biological process (GO): store-operated calcium entry
Cellular component (GO): membrane
Molecular function (GO): store-operated calcium channel activity
Source: RefSeq, a predicted model, not a curated record
CAAGAGGCGCGGCGGGGCUGCGAGCUGGCGCUGCAGGCGCGGUGACGAUCUCGUCGUUGUCGUCGGCGCCCGGCCACGGGAGGCCGGCCCCGCGCGGGGGCAGGCGGUCGCUGCCUCAGGCGGAGGCGGAGGUGCGGCGUGGGGUGGGGGCCGCCGCCUUCGCAGGCGCCCGGGCCAGCCCGCGCCUCUGCAGCGUGCUCCAUGCAUCCGGAGCCCGCCCCGCCCCCGAGCAGCAACAGCCCCGAGCUUCCCCUCAGCGGCGGCGGCGGCAGCAACAGCGGCAGCCGCCGGAGCCGGCGCCGCAGCGGGGACGGGGAGCCCCCGGGGUCGUCACCGCCGCCGCCGCCGCCGCCGCCGCCUCCUCCUCCUCCUCCUCCUCCUGCAGUCACCUACCCGGACUGGAUCGGCCAGAGUUACUCCGAGGUGAUGAGCCUCAACGAGCACUCGAUGCAGGCGCUGUCCUGGCGCAAGCUCUACUUGAGCCGCGCCAAGCUCAAAGCCUCCAGCCGGACCUCGGCUCUUCUCUCUGGCUUCGCUAUGGUGGCGAUGGUGGAGGUGCAGCUGGAUGCUGACCACGACUACCCGCCCGGGCUGCUCAUCGCCUUCAGCGCCUGCACCACGGUCCUGGUGGCCGUGCACCUGUUUGCGCUCAUGAUCAGCACCUGCAUCCUGCCCAACAUCGAGGCGGUGAGCAACGUGCACAACCUCAACUCAGUCAAGGAGUCGCCGCACGAGCGCAUGCACCGCCACAUCGAGCUGGCCUGGGCCUUCUCCACUGUCAUAGGCACGCUGCUUUUCCUGGCCGAGGUCGUGCUGCUCUGCUGGGUCAAGUUCUUGCCCCUCAAGAAGCAGCCGGGCCAGACGCGGCCCACCAGCAAGCCCCCAGCUGACGGGGCAGCUGCCAACGUCAGCAGCAGCGGCAUCACCCCGGGCCAGGCCGCAGCCAUCGCCUCGACCACCAUCAUGGUCCCCUUCGGCCUGGUCUUUAUCGUCUUUGCUGUCCACUUCUACCGCUCACUGGUCAGCCAUAAGACGGACCGACAGUUCCAGGAGCUAAACGAGCUGGCCGAGUUCGCCCGCUUGCAGGACCAGCUGGACCACAGAGGGGACCACCCCCUGACGCCCGGCAGCCACUAUGCCUAAGCCCUCCCAAGUGUGGGUACUUCAAAGCUUUGGCCUUACGCCCUUCCCCACGACCUUGUCCUGCACCAGCCUCAAGGACAGCCUGCACACGGGGCUGGGUUUUCAUCAGAGGGCAGAGUGGAGGGAAGAGGCUUCAUUUUUUAAGAGAAAUUACUGCACUUUGAAACUUUCCUCUAAGAGAAUAAGCACUUCCUGUUCUUCCAGCUCCAGGUUCACCUCCUGUGAGGAGGCCACCGGUGGGAGCCAGAACGGGGACAAACACUCCCUUUGUCCCUCCUCCUCCCCCGUGCCAGUGCCACCUGGAUGCCUCCUGUCCUUUCCAUCUUGACCCCUCCCUCCCCGUUCAGCAUCGAGUGUGUGCGUGCGUGUGUGUGUGUGAACACAUAAAUAUACUCACAAGGGACGCCUCCU